AUAACAAAUAAAUUAUUUCACACAGAAUCCGCGUCUUCCGUGUACUUUCUCGUGAUCUCAACUCCCUUCAUUCAUUUCCACAUCCACUUUCACUAGCCCUAAAAAAUUCUCAAACUCCCCAACCCACAAAUUAAAAUUCUCACAAAUCAAAACAAAAACCUCACAAAAAAAAAAAAAAAACCUCACAGAUUCGAAAUGACAGAAAACGGCGAAGAAAAACUAAUCGCGGUGGCGCGUCACAUCGCCAAAACAUUAGGUCACACUGACAACGCUAUGGCUGACGAUAUCCUCCAAAUUUUUUCAAAUUUCGACGGACGGUUACGUAACAAGCUAACGGAAACUGACGACGGCGAUCAUCAUCAGCGUGAUUCUAAUAAGCAACGUCUUGAUCAGAUAAUCAAAUCAUUAGAUCGUCAGAUCUCGAGGUACGUUGUUAUUGACCGUCCGAUCUGGUCUGAUUCUAGUGAUGCAAUUAGUUUUUUAGAUAUUGUAGAUGAGUUAGUUGAUGUUGUUAGAGAGUAUACUCCUAUAGGUGUUUCCGAUAAAGGCGUAACCGCCUGUUUGGAUCGUGCUGAGGAUUUACUUCAGCAAGCGAUGUUUCGGUUAGAAGAGGAGUUUAAGUUGUUGUUAGAUAAUGGAUAUAAUGUUUACGAUAAUGAUAACGAUAACGAAAACGAUGAAAAUGAUGAGGAAGGAGUGAAUGAUGGAAAUGAGAAUGAGGAUGAUGAUGAUGAUUAUGUUGAGAUUCCGGUUGCGCAUCCUGUUUCGGAUUAUAAUAUUGUGAUAGAUGCGUUGCCGGCUGGUACGAUUAAGGAUUUACAUGAGAUAGCGAAAAGGAUGGUGAAUGCAGGGUAUGGGAAGGAGUGUUCGUUAGCGUAUAGUGUGUGUAGGAGGGAGUUUUUGGAGGAGAGUUUAUCGAGGUUAGGGUUGAGGAAAGGGAAUGCGGUUGUCGGGGCGGGUUUGGGUGAUGAGGAUGACGAGGUGGAGAUUGACAAGUGGAUUAAAGGGAUUAAUAUGGCGGUGAGGGUGUUUUAUCCGAGUGAAAGGAGGUUGUGUGAUCGGGUGUUUGGGUACUCGUCUGCGACGGCUGCGGCGGCGGAUUUGUCGUUUAUGGAAGCGUGUAGGGUUUCGGCUUUGGAGUUGAUUAAUUUUGCUAAUGGGAUUGCAAUGGGUAGUAGAGCGCCGGAUAGGUUGUUUAAGAUACUUGAUGUUUAUGAAGCGGUGAAGGAUUUGAUGCCGGAGAUUGAGGUGUUGUUUGCUGAUCAGUAUUGUUUGUUUAUAAGAAAUGAAGCUAUUGGAGUUUGGAAAAGGUUAGGUGAGUCGAUCAGGGGAAUUUUCAUGGAGUUGGAGAAUUUAAUCCGUCGUGAUCCGGUUAAAGCUGCUGUUCCUGGUGGCGGUCUUCAUCCGAUUACCCGCUAUGUGAUGAAUUACCUUCGGGCUGCUUGUUCAAGACCAACUUUAGAACAAGUUUUCGAUGAUAAUGUUGCACCACCAGUGGGAGUUGAUAGAUCGUUAUCUCCAUCUUCCCCGUUAGCAGUACAAAUGGCUUGGAUUAUGGAAGUUUUGGAGGGUAAUCUAGAGGCAAAAUCCAAGAUUUAUCGGGAUCCUGCUUUAUCAGCGGUUUUCAUGAUGAACAAUGGAAGGUACAUCGUUAAAAAAGUUAAAGAUGACGAAUUGGGUUCACUUCUAGGAGAUGACUGGGUUCGAAAACACUCGGCAAAAGUCCGGCAAUAUCAUGUGAAUUACCAAAGAAGUUCAUGGAAUAAGAUACUUAAUGCGUUGAAAUUGGACAACAAUAACUUAUCUCCUAAUGUUGCUUCCAAGGCCAUGAAAGAGAAGCUUAAGCUAUUUAAUUCUCAAUUUGAGGAGAUUUGUAGAACUCAGUCGACAUGGGCUAUAUUCGAUGAACAGCUAAAAGAGGAAUUGAAGCUUUCUGUUGGCGGAACUUUGCUUCCUGCUUAUAGAACUUUUAUAGGCAGGUUUCAUAAUAUUCAAGAUAUUGGUAAAUAUGCAGAGAAACAUGUUAGAUUCAAUGUUGAAGAUGUUGAAUCUCGGAUUGAUGGCUUGUUUCAAGGGACUGCUGUAUCUGGAAGUGGUCGGAAAUGAAAAGUCAGCAAGUAAGCCACUCUUGUUUUUGUGUUUCUUUGGAAUGAGUCUAGUGUUGUAUCAUACUGUCUUAUGUAUGCAUAAUGCUCUAGCAUAGUUUAUGGAUGUUGUUGUAUGCCAUGUAACAUUUGUUAAGUUUUGGUCAUUUGUAUGUGGUUAACGUUUGAUCCAUCGAUGCCCAAAUAUUAAAUUGUUAAUGGAAACUACUCUUUUUCUGGUUA
Molecule: messenger RNA, 2327 nt
Organism: Erigeron canadensis
Lineage: Eukaryota; Viridiplantae; Streptophyta; Magnoliopsida; Asterales; Asteraceae
Product: exocyst complex component EXO70B1-like
Exons: 1
Coding region: 196-2106 (636 amino acids)
Biological process (GO): exocytosis
Cellular component (GO): exocyst
Molecular function (GO): phosphatidylinositol-4,5-bisphosphate binding
Source: RefSeq, a predicted model, not a curated record